CUGAAUAUCUUUGCUUGAAUUCUUGUUAGAAGUACCUGCAAACAAGUAAGAAGAUCGAAAAAUGGCAGAUAUAGAAAUGUUCAGCUGCGACGACUACACUACACAUUUCGAGCCACUCUCGUACCUACAUCAAAUGGUAGCUAUAAAGCCCCAGCCCGGCUUUGAGAGCCCAUUGUCUUCCAUGUUGACCAAAUGUCACAACGCAUUUGACUCAGGUACUAUCAAAGGAAAGACGCUCUUGGAUAUUGGGACAGGCCCCACAAUACAUACCAUUAUCAGCGCAGCUCAACACUGUGACAACAUCUUCUUGGCAAAGUUCUGCCAGAGUAACAGGGACUUCUUAAAGCAAUGGUACGACGGAUCUUUGAAGUCCAGUUUUGAUGAAGUCUUUGAAAUUGUACUCAAACUAGAAGGGAAAAGCAAAACUGAUAUACCCGAGAGAGAGGCAAGUAUAAGAGACAAGAUAGUUAGGAUUCUACACUGCGACAUUAGGGACAAGAACACCUUUUCGACCAACUUCCUUCCGAAGGUCGACAUCAUCACAUCAUCCCUGUGUCUGGAAGCAGCUGCCACAGAUCUGGCCUCCUAUGAAGAAUACGCCGGGAAUAUGGUCGGUAUGUUGAAUCCUGGUGGUCACUUGGUCAUAUUUGGAUGUUUGGGAGGAACUUUCUACACAGUGGGAUCAAAGCGGUUCAGCAGUUUUGGGAUGUCGAAAGAUGAUUUGAUGUCCACAUGGAAGAAGGUUGGAAUUGAGGUCAUUUCCUGGGAAGAGUGUUCGCGACCCGAAAAGGAAUAUCAUGACGUUGAUGUCUUCUUCGGCAUGGUUGGUUGGGAGAAAGAUCCCAAACACUGGGAUCAACGUAUGAUGUGGAUUAUUGACUGUUUUAAGAACAAUUCUUUCAAUGAUUAG
Molecule: messenger RNA, 910 nt
Organism: Haliotis rubra (blacklip abalone)
Lineage: Eukaryota; Metazoa; Mollusca; Gastropoda; Lepetellida; Haliotidae
Product: nicotinamide N-methyltransferase-like
Exons: 4
Coding region: 62-910 (282 amino acids)
Cellular component (GO): cytosol
Molecular function (GO): N-methyltransferase activity
Source: RefSeq, a predicted model, not a curated record